UUGCAAAUGGCGUCUGCCAAGUGUGUGAGGAGUCGGAACUUUUGGUAAAAAACACCGAAGAAGUUGUUUAAGGCAAAUUUGUAGUGUUUCUUGUAACAUUUAAUCGAGUUUAACGUAUAGUCAGCAAAAUGCCAGCAGUGCGUGGAGAUGGCAUGCGUGGUUUGGCAGUUUUCAUAUCAGACAUCAGAAAUUGUAAAAGCAAAGAAGCGGAAAUAAAGAGGAUCAAUAAAGAAUUAGCCAAUAUUCGGAGCAAAUUUAAGGGGGAUAAAACUCUUGAUGGUUACCAGAAGAAGAAAUAUGUCUGCAAACUGUUGUUCAUCUUCCUCCUUGGCCAUGAUAUUGACUUUGGCCACAUGGAAGCUGUCAACUUGUUGUCCUCCAACAAGUACUCUGAGAAACAGAUUGGAUACCUUUUCAUUUCUGUUUUGGUCAACACCAACAGUGAUCUCAUCAAGUUGAUAAUCCAGAGCAUCAAAAACGAUCUCACAUCAAGAAAUCCAAUCCAUGUUAACUUGGCGAUGCAGUGCAUAGCAAACAUCGGGAGCAAAGAGAUGGCAGAAGCUUUUGGAUACGAAAUUCCAAAACUUUUGGUUUCAGGAGACACUAUGGACGUGGUGAAGCAGUCUGCGGCUCUUUGUCUGCUGAGGCUGUUCCGCACAUCACAAGAGAUUAUCCCCGGCGGAGAGUGGACCUCUCGUAUCGUACAUCUGCUGAACGACCAACACCUGGGCGUGGUCACUGCAGCUGCGUCUCUCAUUGAUGCCCUGGUCAAGCGCAACCCAGAUGAGUACAAAGGCUGCAUCAGUCUGGCCGUCUCUCGUCUGUCCAGGAUUGUAACGGCCAGCUAUACGGAUCUCCAAGACUACACUUAUUACUUUGUCCCUGCUCCAUGGCUUUCAGUUAAACUGCUCAGGCUUCUGCAGAAUUAUACUCCUCCAGAUGAUCCUGGUGUGAGAGGGCGCCUAAAUGAAUGUCUAGAAACAAUAUUAAACAAGGCUCAAGAGCCACCAAAGUCAAAGAAAGUACAACAUUCCAAUGCUAAGAACGCAGUUCUGUUUGAGGCCAUCAGUCUUAUCAUUCACAAUGAUAGUGAGCCCAAUCUGCUUGUGAGGGCAUGUAACCAGUUGGGCCAGUUCUUGUCCAACAGAGAGACUAACCUUCGCUAUUUAGCCUUGGAGUCAAUGUGUUUAUUGGCCAACUCGGAAUUCUCUCAUGAUGCUGUCAAAAAACAUCAGGAAGUAGUCAUCCUCUCCAUGAAGAUGGAGAAGGACGUGUCAGUGAGACAACAGGCUGUGGACUUGCUGUAUGCCAUGUGUGACAAGAGUAAUGCCGAAGAGAUAGUACAAGAGAUGCUCAACUACUUGGAGACAGCCGACUACUCCAUCAGAGAGGAAAUGGUACUGAAGGUGGCCAUCCUAGCAGAGAAGUAUGCGACAGACUACACCUGGUAUGUGGAUGUCAUACUCAACCUGAUCCGGAUAGCUGGAGAUUAUGUGUCGGAGGAAGUGUGGUACCGAGUUAUACAGAUAGUCAUCAACAGAGACGAUGUUCAGGGCUACGCUGCUAAAACUGUCUUUGAGGCAUUACAAGCUCCAGCAUGUCAUGAAAACAUGGUUAAAGUUGGAGGUUAUAUUUUAGGCGAAUUUGGUAAUUUGAUAGCAGGUGAUCAACGGAGCGCACCUAUUGUACAGUUUCAACUUCUACAUUCCAAGUACCACCUGUGUUCGCCGAUGACACGGGCGUUGCUGCUUUCCACCUACAUCAAGUUUGUCAACCUCUUCCCCGAGGUCAAGUCUGUAGUGCAAGACGUGUUCAAGCAGCACAGUAACCUGCGCAGUGCCGACGCAGAACUGCAACAACGGGCGUCAGAAUACCUACAGCUCAGCAUCAUCGCAUCCACAGAUGUGCUGGCAACGGUGCUAGAAGAGAUGCCAUCCUUCCCAGAACGGGAAUCAUCAAUCCUUGCAGUGCUGAAGAAGAAGAAGCCGGGACGAGUGCCUGAAAACGAGAUCAGACCUGCACACAACUCUCAUAACCAUCAAGCUGACUCUACUACCACCACGACGGCAACGCAUACUUCUCACACCAACAACAACGUGGCCACUGACCUGUUGGGACUGUCGACUCCCUCUGUACCCAGUUCCAACACCGGAGUGUUGGUGGAUGUUCUGGGUGAUAUAUACAACAGCAGUCCAGCUCCCCCCACACAGAACACCUACAACCCCAAGAAGUUUGUGUGCAAAAAUAAUGGAGUGCUAUUUGAAAAUGACCUUAUUCAAAUCGGUGUCAAGUGUGAGUUUCGGCAAAACCUUGGUAGGCUUGGCCUUUUCUACGGCAACAAGACAUCAUUUCCUCUUCAGAGUUUCUCAGCGACAUUGCAGAACCCAGGGGAGUGGGUCAACAAGCUGAAUAUUCAAGUGAGGGCCGUUGAACCUGUGCUGGAGGCUGGUGCACAGAUACAACAGAUGGUCAAUGCCGAGUGUAUAGAGGACUACACAGAUUCACCAUCCAUGAUUGUGGCAUUUAUGUACAACAACGUACCACAGAAAGUCAUUAUGAAGUUGCCACUAACACUUAACAAGUUCUUUGAACCAACUGAAAUGAAUGGAGAGUCCUUCUUUGCAAGGUGGAAAAAUCUUGGAGGUAACCCACAGAAAUCUCAGAAGAUAUUUCGCGCUUCACAGUCAAUGGACUUGACAGCAGCUCGCACCAAGGUGUUGGGCUUUGGCAUGCAGCUCCUGGAUGGUAUAGACCCCAACCCGGACAACUUUGUGUGUGCUGGCAUCAUACACACACGCACACAGCAGAUCGGUUGUCUUCUGCGUCUGGAACCCAACAAGCAAGCCCAGAUGUACAGGCUGACUGUCAGGUCCAGUAAAGAGCCAGUGUCAAUAGAGAUAUGUGAACUGCUGGCUGACCAGUUUUAAUCUGCUGUGCCUUGGGGUUGCCCAAGAUCUGUGACUUCUAUCGUUUCCGGACUUAGGUUAUUGUAACUAUUUAAUUUAUUCUAUUCUCUUUUAAAGAGCCGUUUAGUCUCAUAUACAUAUGCCUAUUAGUUGUUAACCAGUGUUAUUUUUUAUUAUUUUUGUUAUUUAAAUUAUAUUUACAAUGAUGUAUAUCAUUAGGACAUUGUUAACUUGUAAUAUAUAUAUCGUAAGAAAUCUAAUGAUAGUCUGUGUUAUUCUUCAUGUUUUCCCUCUCACUUGUAAAGUUUAACAUUUUCUCUCUUGUCGUAGAACCGAAUGUAGUUAUUAUAUUUUUCGAAUAGUUAUUCAGUGUUCACUGCUCAAAAUUUAUAUAUUUUCAAAGAGGCAGCAUAAAACACUAUCCUUAUUGUUGUUAAAAAAUCAAUGAUUUUGUUAUAAUCAUCGACAAAUUGUGAGAAAUUUUUCUCAAAAUUUCUUUUGAUUAAUUUUUAUGAAAGAAUUUAUUUUUAUUUCAAUUGUCAAAAUAGUUAUGUAUUUAUUUUAAAAACAUUAAGCUUACAUUUUGACAUGAAGAUCUGAUAAUUAAUUGGUGGUUACAAAAUUUGUGUACUGCUUGAGCUAAAAAUUUCUCAUCAUCAUUGAAAAUAUACACUUGUUUUCCGAAAUUAUGCAAAAAAUCUUAUCUAUGUGUCUUCUUUUGAGUGAUGAAACCAGCUCUAGUCUAAGGAAUGUCUAGGGCUACAAGAUGUACAAUAAUCGUGCAAUAAAUUAACGAUUGCUGCGUUACAGCAUUUUGCUAUUAUUUCUUUGAUAUCAAAUUUGUAAAUCCUAAAUUUACCAUUCAGUCAGCAGGUUUUACAAAUACGAUCCCAGAGUAAGCGUAGUUGUAGUAACCACAGUGUUUAAGGUGUUUCUUUAAGACAGAGAUAAUGCAUAUUUUAUAGAUAACAUCUUGUUGUAUUUUUAUGUUUGUCUUUGUUCUGGUAUAUGUCAAAGAAACAUAGCUACACAAGUCACAACUUUACAAAUGGUUGCUUAAUGUUACUCUGUAUUAGCUAACUGAAGUGGUUCUAUGUUUUUUUUUUCAUAAAUAAUUAAGGGUCUUUAGAUAUUUUGUUAUCCUAUGUUAACCAAUCCCCUAUGUACUUUUGGCAAAGCAUUCCCUCUCCAUCCUUAAUCUAAUAUAAGUUUGCCAUACCUUUAAAAUCCUAUUACAAACUAGGUUUUCUCACUGGCAAGCGGUUUUAUAGUUUUGUUAAGAGAAUUUAUUCUCGAAGCUGAUUUUGAAAUCCAUUCUAUGUUAAUGGCAAAUGUUAAAUACAAAUUAUUUUGUACUAUUUUCAAACAUAGAAAAUAACAUCAAGAGGAUGGUUUCUGUACAGAUACCUUUUUUAUACUAUGUUACUUACUUUGCAUCUCAAUCUUCAUUCUUGUAGCUAAGUUUUUGAGUCUUUAUUUUUAUUGAGAUAUAGAUAACCAUGUAGUAAAAAUAUUGAGAAAAUGACUGAUAUGACAUUUUAAUUGAUAGUGUUAUAGUUAUGUUUUACUGUGGGUGUAAAUGUCGCUAUUUCUCUCGUAAGUGGGAUUGUACAAUUAAUUUGUUCAAGUCAGUAAUGUAGUUAGAGAUUACUACAGCUGCAGUUCACUUGAUUGUCAACGUGCUAUAGACAAUACGUAUUAUCAUUAGUAUUGGAAUGCAGAUUCUCUGUUGCUGUUCUGCUUGUGUGUAGUGGAACAUACUCUGUUAUGUAAUAUAUUCCAUUUGUAUAAAAAUCAAUAAUAUAUCAGUAAUUAUAGGCGGAGUUUAAGCACGUGUGUUGAUUUCACUGUCCAAUGAGCUUGCUUUAUUUACCCUUUAGGUGUAUUUUCCAAGACGGCUGUGUGCAGAGGUUGGAUGGUUACAUUUCAUCAGAAUUUUUACACGUGUGAAUUGAAUAUUUUUUGAAACUGGGUAAGCACACUGUUAGGCACUAUUGCAAAUAGUCCAAAUCGGUUAUAUUGAUUUUCUCCGUGUAAUCUUUUCUCUUUUCUAUGGUAAAAUGCUUACAAAUAAACUGUUCCAAAUGUGCUCUUUUGCAAAAAAAAAUUGGAUUAUAUACCAUCAAAAAAACUAACUAAAUUGUGUUCACAAUAAAAAUGUGACAGGAUAGAAUUAUUUUUGUAUGUUAAAUAAUUUUUCUGAUUUUUUUUAGAACUUUUAAAACUUUCUGUAAUUUCAACUAUAGUUAUUUGUGCAACUAGUGAGCAAAGUGAGCAAUUGACUCACUCGAGAGAAAUCCUUACUCACGAGCCGUAGGCGAGUGAGGAAUGGUUUCUCGAGUGAGGCAAUUGUACUUUGCACUCGAGUUGCACAUUAUAUUUUUCCUACAGUUACCAUAUAACAAAUAAAUUGGUGAAGAAACGUAACAUAUUUUUACACAGAAGUGACUUUUAAUAUAACAUUUAAUGUGAAGUGACAAAUACAACAGUACAACAGCUGACCAGCUGAUUUACAGCCAGUGCUGUCAACAUAUUUCGCGCACAUACAACCUUGUCUGCAUGUUACGCGCUUACUGUUCACAUUGCAAAUCUGGAGUGAGACAAAGUAAUUAGAGUGAGACAGUGUUAACAUUGUCUCACUGAUGAGCGAAUUGGCCACUUUGCUUUCUCAAAUCAGUGAGAUAACAUGUGCAUUGUUAGGUAACUGUAGGAAAAAAAAUUAUAUCAACCUGAAUCCUAAUAUUUAACUGAAUAUAGGAAGAAAUGAAAACUAUCAAAAAAAAAGUUGAGUCCGGAACAUUUUGAACAAUAAACUAAACGUUUUGCAAUAACGGUAUAAAAACAAGUUUGCUAAAUAGUUGUUUGCACAGAUUUACUCAAACCUGUUUGUACUUAUAACAUAAUAUUAUGUCAUAAGUGUGGCUUUUAUGCCCAAAAUUAAACGAAUGCUCGGGCUAUUGCCAUGAAAUGUAACCUCCUGUAGUAAUGAUAUUGGUAUUUACCUUAGUGUCCUGAACUGUAUGAAAUUGUAAAUGUUUAGCUCUAAAUAAGCGUGUAGACCAAAUUAUUAGAUUAGGUAAUGCGGUGAUGUUUUUUAUUUAAAGUUUUUAUAUUUUGGAAGAUGAUCUGAAUAAAUUGCAUCAGUUACCGUGCUUUAUUGUAAUAGUUUGUAAUGGGUGAGUUUUAAUACUGAAUACAAAUAGCUUUAAUAUUUUGUAUGACAGCUAUGAUUGUAAAAUCAAUUGAUUUCAUCAUUAAAUGCUUACUUUUGUUAUAGUGAUUAUUUUAAUUAUUAACGCAUGUCCAAUAAAAUUUGUAACACAGUUUUGUCAUUUUUUCACUGUUCAAAAAUGUUUUAGUCAAAAUUACUUUUUUGUUGCAGGUGAAAACUUUACUAACUUUAUUUAAAAUAAAGCCAUAGUAUGAACUAAAAACACUAAACUUGGCACAAACAAUUGUUUCAAUAAUUUUUGUGUAUAUUUUUUCUUACUGCCCUCUCUCUACGUUUGGUUUUUGUAAAGCAAGAUUGUGUAUUUGUAAAUAUGAAAAAGUUGAGCUUUGUCUUUUACUACUUCUAUGAAUUAGACAAAGCUUAUUAUUUGUUGUAGUUCUUUAUAUUUUAUAUAGCACAAUAUUGUAAAUUGUAUACUAUACUCUUGUGUUGUUAAAAUUCAUGUCCAAAAUACAGCUGUAAUAUAAAGUG
Messenger RNA from Macrosteles quadrilineatus (aster leafhopper), 6609 nucleotides. Its product is annotated as AP-2 complex subunit alpha-like. Gene Ontology annotation, biological process: clathrin-dependent endocytosis; intracellular protein transport. The record is from RefSeq and is a predicted model, not a curated record. Lineage: Eukaryota; Metazoa; Arthropoda; Insecta; Hemiptera; Cicadellidae. Bases 129 to 2927 code for a protein of 932 amino acids. Gene Ontology annotation, cellular component: membrane coat; AP-2 adaptor complex. The transcript is spliced from 20 exons. Gene Ontology annotation, molecular function: clathrin-cargo adaptor activity.